This is a messenger RNA of Stylonychia lemnae, 4509 nucleotides long. The record is from the annotation of a GenBank genome assembly. NCBI's taxonomy places the organism in Eukaryota, Ciliophora, Spirotrichea, Sporadotrichida, Oxytrichidae.
AUGGGAAAUAGUUAGGCAAAGAGAAGAUAAAUUAAACUUAGUAGUAUUAAUGGUAGAAUAUCUAAGUAGGAUCGGCAGAAUCUGAAGGAUGCAUUUGAUCGUAUCUAAGAUAGACAGGUUAUAAAUGAUUACCAAUUUCGUUUAGAAGUUCUUGGCCCUUAAGUUCAUGAGAGCGUCGCCUUGAAAAUAAUGCAGCUUUUUACUUCAGAAGAUUAGAUACCAGAAGUUUUGAACUUUGAUGAUUUGCUAGCGUGCUAUAUCGUAUUCAAGUAUGGAAGGCCGGAAGAGAUGGGGUAAAUCUGCUUUGAAUUGAUGAAAAUUAACUCACCGUCAGAUAUCCUUGCCAGAGAGCAUAUAGUCUCAUUUGUUGAGAAAUUAGUAGAUAUUAAUGAACAGCAAAUUCAGACCUUUUAUGCAAAGACCGAAUUCGACCCAAGACUUCCAAUAAAGCGAGAGGAAUUUGUUUCUGCUUUUAAAAAAGUUUAAAACUUGCCUUUAUUCACCUGGGUCAAGUAAAUGAUCGAUGGAUACUCUAAAGAAAAUAUGAACAUGGAUGACUCAAUUGCCAAGGCAAGUGAUUUUUCAAAAAAGCUGACUGUGCUAUCAAAUGAAAGAUCAAGAACUGAAACUGAAAAUCUAGGUUUUGACACAACUGAAUUCGACAGCAUGCAGGAGUUUUUUAAUAAGGAACUAAAAAAAAGUGAUGCAAAGGAAGUACUAAAAACUAUCUAGCAGAUGUUCAAAGAUAUAAGAGUUGGAAAACUUAAGAGAAAGGGAAUGAGAGAUUUUUCUGAUAUAUUUAAACUUGGUCAGAAUUUUUUCGCUCCUAGAGGGACUACAAUGACAUAAUAAGAUUUUAUUGAUGAUAUUCUUCCUUUAAACUUAGACUUUUCUAUCUAUGAAAAAUCAAAGUACAUAUUAACAGCAAUGAUGGGUCUCCAUCCUUAAGAUAUAGAAACCGAAAGAGAAUCUAUACUUAGUGCUCUAAAUAAUAACCAUAGUCUUGAAGGCUAUAUUCAGGAUCAUUUAGAAGAGGAAGAUACAUUUUAUAUUGUUGAUAAACUGUUCUAUGAAGCCUGGACAAUGAAUGUUGGCUUCGUGGAUGAUAAAUCUUACAUCAUUAAGAAAGAAAAAAUAGAUGUAAUAGAUAAUCUAAGUUUGCUUGAACCUCUUCAUGAAAAUAGACUUAAAGAUAUAUCAUAUGGUGAUGGUUUUAUUUUAGUUCCGAGAUAUGUAUUUUAUCCUUUAUCAAAAUGGUAUAAAUGCACUAAAGUCAUUGAAAGGAAAGUCAUCAGUUACAAAUCUGACAAGAAAAAGUCACUGAACCUUUUCAAAUAAAGAAAGUCCGUUACUGGUACAAUGAUUAUUGCUGGGUCCUCUUAGUAAGUUCCAGAUCCCUUCUUCAAAACCCUAGGUGAUAUCACAUUUGAGUUGGAGGUAUACCCUAAGUUUAUGUAUUAUGAGAAGAUCAAUGAUAAAGGCGAGAGACCUCAUUAAAAGGCUGUAGUUAAUCAUAAGAUUGACCCAAAUUAUCUUAAAAAGGUUUUAAAGCAGGAUAAAUUACCAUUUUAAGAGCUAUUGAUAUCAAGAAAGAAAACCUUUGAGGAAGUCUUGAGAGAAAUUUCUGUCACAUAUAAAGAAAAUUUCAAGCGAGGAAGAUUAUGGAUUGAAGAUUAAGUUAUCAGUGGAGCUAAACUUGAAACAACUCUUGAGGAGUUCGGAAUAACUAUGGGAUAGUUGAUAUAUGUAGAAUAUUCAAAUAAUAAUAACUAAUGGCCAACUGAUAAACUAAAUGCAGGCCCUGCUUCUGGAAGUAUGGCUGCAACUAUGAAUAAAUCAGGCACACCAAAUGAAAUGCUUCUAAAUAGAUAAAAUGAAAAUUUGAAAACUGUCGGACUUUACAAUCUUGGAAAUAGUAAUAUUUUACUCUUUACAUUUUUAGCUUGCUAUAUGAAUUCAGCUCUUUAAUGUUUAGCUAACACAAAGUUCUUUUAUGAAUAUUUCAUCUAAGAGAGAAAAUACUUGAAGCAAAUGAAUUUAAAAAGCAAACAUGGUCAUUAAGGAGAGCUUGCGUCUAAUUUUGCCUUGCUUCUUCAAAAAAUGUAUCAAUAAAAUGGUAGAGUAGUAAUACCAAGAGAGUUCAAAUAAGCAUUAGCAUCUAUAAGUGAAUAAUUUGCAGGAUAUGACCAGUAGGAUUCCUAAGAAUUCUUAUUUUUCCUUCUUGAUGGUCUGCAUGAGGAGUUGAAUUUAAGAUAGGAAAAGCCUUAUGUAGAAAACCCAGAUAGUGAUGACAGAAAAAUUGUUGAACUGGGACUAGAGCAAUGGUCAAAUACACUUAGAAGAGAUUGGUCAUUUAUUUUCUUCUUGUUCUACGGAUAACUUAAAAGUACUUUAAAUUGCUAGAAAUGCAACAAAAUAUCAACAACUUUUGAUAUCUUCACUAAUAUUCCACUUUCAUUGCCAGAACCUUCUAAAAUUCUUUUAAAUGUUGUAAUCUACAGACUACCAAAUGAAAUUAAGGAUAUGUUACAAGGAAGUAGAAGCAGUGAGAUAUUUAAGCGCAUGGAUUCAAAUAAAUCUGAGGAUUUUAAUAGAAACACUACAAUCCUGGAGAGAAAUCCCUCAAAGAUUUCAAAGAUAUAAGAAUCAUUGAAAUACAUUACAAAUGAUCAACCUAUUCAUAUUGCGAUUAGAGUUGAGAGGGAUGCAAAAAUUGCUACGAUAAUUUAGCAAAUUUGUGAUAUCAAGGAAGUUAACAUUGACCCAAGCUAGAGAACGUCGAGUUUGGUAUUAUUUUCUUAAACUAAGGGAAUACUCAGAGGAAUUUUCAAUCCAGAGUAAAAGUUACUAAAUUACAAUCUUCUUAAUAACGAAAUUGAGGCUAUUGAAGUGCUGAAUUCCAGAGGAAGAGAUGUGAUUAGACAAUUCUAUAGAUCUAAUGAUAGUAUGCUUGAUAUGAUGAAGACUCCCCAUCUGUCUUGUCUGCUAAAUACAACUGAAAAGUCUUUUGAAACUAGCACUACAUAAAGCUCUUCUACAAAUAAGAAAAAUAAAGGUGCAAGAAGUUAAAAGGAACAACCAAAAGAGCAAGUAAAGAAAUAUGAUAAAUGCACAUUCUUCAACAACUAUUUUCAUAUCCAGGAUAAGUAUCAAGAAUAUGUAGAUAGGGGCAUGGUUCCUGAGGAGAUAUAUGUAGCAUGCUAUAAUAGAAGAUUUGUAAAGAAGGCUUAUUACUUUUUCAAUCCAUAUUAGCCUUAGCUAAUAGCAAGCCCUUUCAUCUUUAUCUUGCCUGCAAAACCAACAGGUAGAAGAAUAUACGAAGAAAUCUGGGCAGUUGCAUAAAAUAUUCUGAAGAAAAGCUCAAUCUACCAUCAUAAGAAAAACUUAUGGUGGGAGCAAAAGAAUUGGGAAGAAAAACUUAAUUUCAAACCAGAUGAAAUAUAAUAAUACAAACCCUUUGUCUUGAAAACUGUUGAGAGGUCUGAGGACUUUCCAAGGCUUUGCCAUUUAGCAAUAGAAUGGCAUUCUUCUAUUAUAGAGGAGGAUUAUAAUCCUGCUGCAAAUGAGGUUAUUCAUCACUCCUCAACCUAAGACAAGGAAAUAAUUGACGAAGAUUUCGUAAAUCUUGAAGAUUGCUUAAGGAAAUUCCACGAGGUUGAAGAGAUUAGUGAGAAAGAUAAUAUCUACUGCAGUAGUUGUAAGGAACCAUAAGCUCACUUGAAGAAAUUAGAAAUCUUUAGACCACCACCAAUCUUGAUCGUACAGCUCAAGCGUUUUAAGUACAGCAAUACUUCAAGAAAUAAGCUAAAUACUUUGGUUGAGUUCCCACUUUACAAUUUAGAUGUAAGCACUUUUGUCACAGAUUAGGAAUUCCUCAAAAGCUAAGAUAUUGAGCAGAAGUAUGACUUAUAUGCAAUGAUCAACCAUUAUGGAAAUCUUUCCUUUGGACAUUACAUAAGUUUGACAAAGAAUUUCAAUGACGGUAAAUGGUAUAAAUACGACGACUCAGCAAGAAGUUAGAUUCCAGAAGAAUAGAUAUAAAAGGAUUUCGCCUAUAUCUUAUUUUACAUAAGAAAAGAUCUUCAAAACAAAAAUCUCUAGCAGAUUUUACCCAGUAUCAAGGAGCUAUUCCCAGGCAAGCCAAUUAAAACAGAACAUGGACAGGGUUUCAUAAUACAGGAAGAAGAAACAAGUAAAUUCAAAAUUCAGUUUGAGAAGGGAAAAGACACAAUGAUUGUCACUAAGGACCUGAUCAUGGAUGAAAAAGACGACAAUGAAUUGGUGUUCGAUGCAAAGGAAUUGGAAUAGAUCAAUAUACAGAAGAAAGAGAAACUAAUAGAGAGGUAGAAGCAGAAAAAGAAGAGAAGUUGUCUUUUCUGCUAGUCCUUCUAACUCGCUUAUGGGCAAAUAGAGAAUAAUAAGAGAUAGGCAGGCAAAAACCCCAAGAAGAGAAAUCUAAAGUGGAACAUGAUCAACAAUAGAGGAGCCAACUAGUGCUUUAUUUUCUGA